Messenger RNA from Conger conger (European conger), 3398 nucleotides. RefSeq names its product dihydroxyacetone phosphate acyltransferase-like. Lineage: Eukaryota; Metazoa; Chordata; Actinopteri; Anguilliformes; Congridae. The transcript is spliced from 16 exons. Gene Ontology annotation, molecular function: glycerone-phosphate O-acyltransferase activity. The record is from RefSeq and is a predicted model, not a curated record. Bases 322 to 2319 code for a protein of 665 amino acids. Gene Ontology annotation, cellular component: peroxisomal membrane; mitochondrial membrane. Gene Ontology annotation, biological process: ether lipid biosynthetic process.
CAGCUGACUCAAGAACUCGGAAAUCCUCUCCGACUUAUCAGGUCGCUGUUCCAAGCCAUUAGUCAAAUGUCGGCUGUCAAGAAACCGUCGCUAGCUCUGACACGUUCCGAGCUCAAAAACAUUCAGAUGUACUUUUUAACAUGUGCUGUCCGUUGGUAAUAGUAAAAAAUAGAUAUGAAAUCCUAUGCAGCAGUCUUGACGUAAUUAUAAGUUUAUGAGAGAUCUGGAACUCUGCAUUAGUUUGUUUCUAGUUUCUUUUGUUUCGUUUCGUUUCUUUUGCAUUUUAAAUUGCACAGAACCGUACCAAGGUCUGUAUUUGGAAUGCCAUCAAAAAACCUGUAUUCACAGAGGGACCCAGCUUUAAAGAAGAGGGACGACUUUGAGGAUAUCCUGGACGAGAGGAGGAACUCCAGUGACUUAAGACAUGCACUGAGAUGUUACACGCCAGUCCUCUAUAAGGGCAUGACUCCCUGCAAAGCGAGCACCCUCAAGACCAUCGUCCUUCAGUCUGAACAAGUCCGCUAUGUUAUUAAUCAGGUGUCGAAGGAGAUGGGGGAGACUCCGGACAUCGUUCAGGAAGAGGCGGUGGCCAUCCUGGAGGAGAUGGCUCAGCGGCUGCAGCUCAGCACGAUCCGCUUCUUUGUGUUCACGCUCAGCAAAGCCUUCAAGGCCCUCUUCCAGAGUGUCCACGUCAACGAGGAGGGCAUCCAGAGACUGCAGGAGGCUAUUCAGGAACACCCGGUGGUGCUUCUGCCCAAUCACCGCAGUUACAUCGACUUCCUCAUACUGUCCUACAUCAUGUACAACUAUGACCUGGCCCUGCCAGUCAUCGCUGCUGGAAUGCCCCUCCUUGGCAUGAAGUUUGUCGGUGAGAUGUUGCGGAUGUCUGGCGCUUUCUUCCUCCGACAGCCUUUUGGAGGGUCGUUGUAUUGGGCCGUUUUCUCAGAAUAUGUCAAGACAAUGCUCAGGAAUGGAUAUGCCCCAAUUGAGUUUUUCAUAGAAGGGAAAAGAAGUCGGACAGGCAAGUCGCUGACCCCUAAAUUGGGCCUGUUGAAUAUCGUGAUGGACCCCUUCUUUAAGGGGGAAGUGUUUGACGUCAGCUUGGUACCGAUUAGCAUCAGCUAUGAGAGGGUUCUGGAGGAGACCCUGUGUGCCCGUGAGCUGCUGGGGGUCCCCAAACCCAAAGAGUCUACCUUGGGACUGCUGAAAGCUCGGCAGAUCCUCAGCGAAGAUUACGGCAGGAUACACGUUUACUUCGGCCAGCCCGUGUCUGUCCGCAGCCUGGCCCAGGGCAGGAUCAACCGGUCCGAGUACAACCUGAUUCCCAGGUAUAUUCCCAGGAAGUCGAGCGAGGAGACGCAGAGCUUCGUGAACGACACGGCCUACAUGCUGGUGCGCAGGCAGGAGGAGAACAUGGUGCUGCGGCCCUGGGUCCUGAUCGCCGCCGUGCUCAUGCAGAACCUGGAUGGGCUGGACCUGGAGCUGCUCACGAAGCAGAUGGUCUGGCUCCGAGGCCUGGCAGGGGCGUUCGGAGCCUUCCUUGACUGGCCUGACCAAAAGCCUGUCGAUAAGGUGGUGGCCUCCAGCCUGGCGCUCCACCACGGCCUGGUCCAGGCAACGGGGGGGCGGGUUCGGCUGCUGGAGGGGCCGCAGGACCCGGCAAGCCCAGAGGAGGCGCUUUUUGACCGGGCCGUCGGCGUGCUCUCCUGCGCCUCCUACAGGAACCAGGUCCUGCACGUCUUCCUCAGACCCGCCUUGGUGGCGGUCGCCCUGGAGACUGCUAAUACCUCCAGGAACGAUGAUGUCUAUAGCUCCUUCCUGUACCUCCGGAAUGUUUUUUCAAACGAGUUCAUCCUCUGUCCAGGAGCCGCUGUACAGGACUUUGAGGAGGGCUGCUACCUGCUGCUGAAGUGUGGUGCCAUCCAGAUGCUGCAGCAGGACCUGGUGGUGACGGAAAGAGGCCAGCUCAUCGUGUCCUUCCUCAGCGGCAUGCUGGAGCCCUUCCUCCAGGGGUACCAGGUGGUGUGUCGCUACUUCAGCGAGGAGGCCAGCGAGGGCCUGACGGAGAAACAGUACAUCCCCGCUGUCCGCAGCUUCGCCAUCAAGCACAUCCUGUCAGAGGGCCUAAAGUGCUACGAAGCUCUUUCUUCUGACCUGCAGAAGAACGCUCUCGCCGCCUUGCUGAGGAUGAGCGCUCUAAGAAAGGUUAAAGCGGCCGAUCAAGUUACUCUCAAAGUGAACACAAUGGCCGUGAAGGCAAUAGAAGACACACUCGGGGGUAAGGUUCCUGCCCAGAAACCUGUCCUUGCCCGGCUGUAGUUGUGUCUGUGCUGGAGUCGACGUGAGCCCUGGAGAAUAAACUAUGCCUUCAUUAUCACAAUGCCAAACAUUGCAAGACUACACAAGGUUACCACAGAGGCUGUUUAUCAUCUUAAUUUCUUUUUAAGAGACUCCUCACUGCCAUCUGGGACGACCCUUCAUGUACAAAAUCUGUUCCAGUUUUUCAUAAGACUAAUACCACUUAAACACAGUUUUAGAGGCCUGCGGUUGACCGUGCAGAUUGCAUGUCUCUCUCAGAUGUAGCGUAACCCUGAUUUUGCCAAGCUUGUUUUAAUAGCAAAGACAUUUAGCAUUUUUGCCUCUGUACGUCCUGAUCUGACUCAAAACUGAAGUUCACUUUUUGAAUGUUUUGUAAUUGACCAAACAAAAGUAAUGAGGCACAUGCCAUAUUGUUUUAUUACAAUGUGAGAAUGAAGGAAGUUGAUAUGAAAUAGUAUAUAUAUAUAUAUAUAUAUAUAUAUAUAUAUAUAUAUAUAUAUAUAUAUAUAUAUAUAUAUAUAUUCUUUGUUCUUGCAUUGUAUUAUUGUAUUUAUUUUAGAUGUUUUUUAAUUGUAUUGUAUUGUAUUGUAUUUAGUGUAUUGCUGUGUUGGAAUUGAUUCAUCACUAAAGUGCAAUUUUAAAAAACAAAGGAUGGAUAUGGAGGCAUUUGAUUCCUCUGAGGCUAGUAGUAAUUCACAUUUUAAGAAGGCAGGCUAGGUUAAGUACACUGCCCUAAUGUCCAGUUUACCCAGUUUAUUUUCAUGAUGUGUGGUGCAGAGUAACACAGUAUUGGAUGUGGUGGUUUUGGUGAUUGUUGGGAGAGGGCUGUUAACUGUCUGACUUAUUUUCUUUGUCACCUGAGGCUUUGCCAAUGUAAUUAUCCAUGUUUGUUGAACUGUAUAACGGUUCUGUGUUGUGUGUAAUUUGCCUGUGGGGUGCUUUGGGAUGCUUUGGGAUAUUAUUGUAACAUUGGCGACCUCCUGAGUUGCAAGGUUGACCAUCCUCUCUGUUAAAAACAUAUUUACAAUAAAAAUGUACAAUGAUGAAAAUUUUCAAUAAAAGCAAAUCACUGGUCCUUA